Cordyceps fumosorosea ARSEF 2679 is the source of this 1149-nucleotide messenger RNA. RefSeq lists its product as hypothetical. The transcript has 3 exons. Gene Ontology annotation, cellular component: RNA polymerase II transcription regulator complex. Lineage: Eukaryota; Fungi; Ascomycota; Sordariomycetes; Hypocreales; Cordycipitaceae. Bases 1 to 1149 code for a protein of 382 amino acids. The record is from RefSeq and is a predicted model, not a curated record. Gene Ontology annotation, molecular function: DNA-binding transcription activator activity, RNA polymerase II-specific; transcription cis-regulatory region binding.
AUGGCCGACAAGGACCCCGUCGAGCGCCCAUCCUUCCUGUCCUACCUCAAGCGAGACAAGGAAAAGGGAAAGGAUAAGAAGUCGUCGGGCUCCAAAUCCACGACUGCCACGUCCACUUCCGGAGCUACGGACAGCAGUCCGGGUAAUCAGGAUGGCUUGUCCAAGAACCAAGUUCGCCGAGCUCAAGUUCGUCGGGCUCAGAUCCAACAUCGCCAGCGUAAAGCAAACUAUGUCAAGCAGCUCGAGAUGGACAUUUCACAGCUCCGCGAGCUCAUCACACAAGCCCAGCACGACACAAGCGCCCUCAGACGCGAAAAUGACGACAUGAUGGCCUUCCUGGAUCAAAACGGCAUUCCCAGCCCUCCGGGCCUCACUCAUAGCACAGGGUCUCCCAGUGCCGCGACGGUACUGUCUGACGCACAAAACACGGACAACUCACAACAACCUACGCCCGCAUAUCCUAUCAUGGACAACACCGACUUGCUCCUCUCCGGCAACUAUGGCUUAGACGAGGAGCUCAUCGUCACACUUAGCUCAAACAAGCUCAUGGGAACACCGGCUUUCAGCGUCAACCCCAGCUCAACCAACAGCAGCUACUACACGGGCCAAGUGUCGGCAGCUUGGUCACAAGGCCAGGUCCAACUUACACCCGCCCAAGAGCUGAGCGUCAUCAACUUUAUUCUCGCUCUGGAGCACGUCUGCUGGGACCACUUCUGGGUCGGCGACUGCCACAACCACAGCGCCCAGACCGAAGAGGAAAAGGGCCACACCCUCAUGGCCUCGUCCUACCUCAUGGCCAACGCCCCCGAGUCCAUCUAUACCGAGCGCGAGGCCUUCCGAAGCCGCUUCCGCAGCGCGCCCACCCUCCGCUGGCCCGCCUCCACCGUCACCCUCGACUCCCUCUACGGCCUCGCCCAGUCCCUCAACCCGGGCGGCGACGAGGUCGCCCCCGUCCAGGCUUGGUUCGAGCUCGCCAGCCGCUACCCUGUCGACGACCUUCUCCGACCCGACACCCUCGAGGCCCUCAAGCGCGAAUUCAAGGGCGUUGUCCGCUGCGUCGCCUUUGGCGCGGCAAUGGAGCGCGGCGCCUUUGAGAGCAUCGUGCUGCGCGUCCUGGGUCCAGACGCCGAUGCGCUCGCAUUGCUGUAA